Molecule: messenger RNA, 1104 nt
Organism: Magnusiomyces paraingens
Lineage: Eukaryota; Fungi; Ascomycota; Dipodascomycetes; Dipodascales; Dipodascaceae
Exons: 1
Coding region: 1-1104 (367 amino acids)
Source: RefSeq, a predicted model, not a curated record
AUGAAAACCUCAACUUUGCUUACUUUGGCUAUCACUUUUGCUGCAUCUUCUGUAGCUCAAAGUGCUUCUAUCACUGGAUGCCAUUAUCACGGUUCAACCUAUUACUGCCAGGAUGCUGAUGGUGAAGAAGGAUAUGUCUCCCCGGUACCCACUGAAACUACCAAUGCUCCUGCUGAGUAUACUUCUUGUCACAAUCAUGGAAGCGAAAUGUACUGUAUGUCAGGUAAUGAUGAAGUAAAAUUCAUUGUUGAAGAAGACGAGGGUCAUGCUGUGACAACCUCUUCAUCCUCAGCUAUUCCUGCAUCAACUGCUACUACUUCUGAUCAAACUUCUGCUAUUGCUUCAUCCAUUGCCUCAUCAUCUGCUACUUUUUCUUCAUCUUCCAUUACCUCUGUUAUCUCAUCAUCUGCUGCUGCUACUACCUCUUCAUCUUCCCGUCCCGCAGUCACCAGCUGUCAUUUCCAUGGUAGUGUUUAUUAUUGCAAGGACAUAAAUGGUCAAGAGGGUUCAAUCACACCUGCUCCUACUGCUUCUGAAAAUGCACCAGCUCAGUACACUGGCUGCCAUUACCAUGACUCUGAGUAUUAUUGCAAAGAUGGUACUAAUGAAGUUCAAUUUAUUGUUGAGGCUGAAACCUCUUCUUCAUCGUCUUCAUCGUCUUCAUCGUCUUCAUCGUCUUCAUCUUCCAUUACCUCUGUCAUCUCAUCACCUGCUGCUGCCACUACCUCUUCAUCUUCCCGUCCCGCAGUCACCAGCUGUCAUUUCCAUGGUAGUGUUUAUUAUUGCAAGGACAUAAAUGGUCAAGAGGGUUCAAUCACACCUGCUCCUACUGCUUCUGAAAAUGCACCAGCUCAGUAUACUGGCUGCCAUUAUCAUGGUACUGAAUAUCACUGCAAAGAUGGUACUAAUGAGGUUCAAUUUAUUGUUGAGACUGAAGCUUCUUCUCAAACAACUCUUUCUACCGCGGUUGCUGUCUCUUCAAUUGCCAGAAAUAAUCUUACUGCAAGCGAAACAUUGGCACAAACUAACAGUGGCAAUCGCUCUGGGGCUGCUGCCGUUGCUGUUGUUGCCUUGGGUGCAAUUGGAAUUGUUUUGCUGUUGUAA